Molecule: messenger RNA, 1023 nt
Organism: Agrilus planipennis (emerald ash borer)
Lineage: Eukaryota; Metazoa; Arthropoda; Insecta; Coleoptera; Buprestidae
Product: annexin A7
Exons: 7
Coding region: 47-865 (272 amino acids)
Source: RefSeq, a predicted model, not a curated record
AUAUAAAAGUCGAAAAUUUUUUCCUAAUAAUCAUUCAGUAGGCACCAUGCAUUCAGACAAAACCGACCUCUUCUACGUGUUCUGCACAUUCUGCCUCCUCACCACCGUUCUUGGAGCAGCAAGAAUUGCAGCGGAAGAUGGAGUAGUACCAACGGCUCAGUCGACAAAAUUCCUGCCCUACACCCCUGAAUCAGAAGGCUUCAACUACCAAAAGUCACCCUACGAAGACUGUUGUAGAAAACUGCAAGAAAGCCAGUGGGCAGCUGAAGGUCAGGGACAAGUUCCGCUCAGCUAUUCAAGUGGUCUUCAAGGACAAUGGCCCGUACCUCCCUAUCAAGUGCAAAAUAACGAAUAUCCAGUGUCCGGAGGAGGAGCAGGGGGCUACGGUGGUCCUGCUCCAAUGUCUGGAGCAGGAGGCUACGCUGGUUACGGCGGUCCUGCUCCAAUGCCUGAAGGAGAAGGCUACAAUGGUUACGGUGGUCCUGCUCCUGUGCCUGAAAUGCAAUAUCCUGGCCCAGGUUUGAAUUACAAGGCAUUUGGUUCCUUCGGACAACCAUCAGGGAUUGGGGCAAAUUUGAUCAUCAACCCUGGUUAUUCUAUGCCACAAAGAGAAAUGUACGCACCAGCACAAGAACAAGGACAAGUCCAGUACUACCAACCUCAACAGAUGUCUAGCCCAGAAUACUACCCAUCGUUUCUAGACAACAGUUUAAACUUCCGGAAAUUUCACAAUAAAAAAUUCUCAAAGGUUCAGGGUGAAGAAAGCAACGGGGCGGCCGGAAAUUUCAAACUACAACACUUCGGCGGCAUACCCUAUGCACGAAAAGCCGUAUUCUACGGGGAACGAAGCAAUCCCCAACAGUGAAUUCCUCUGGAAAAACGGUAAUGUACUAUCCGAGCCCACCGGCGACACCUCGGCGAAAGUCUUAGAAGGCAAAUAAGAAAUGUAAUAACUGUAAUUAGUUCUUUUUUUAAUGUAUCUCACUGAAGCCGUAAAUAGAAAAUCUCACACAAUAAUGAAAA